AUGGCUUACAGAAGCUGUUUUUUUGCUUUUAUAUUAGUGACAUCAGAACUCUUCGCAGAAGGUAAAUUGCUUUUAUUUGUGUUCUUGUUUGCAGUAGAAGGCAGUGAGAAAUGUACCGUACCACUCUUGGAUCAUGGAGUAUUCUUUGAUACAAAGCCCACUUACAUAAUAUGGGAGCAUCUACAAUACAGUUGCAAUUCAGGCUACUUGACUUUUUUUAGGAAUGGAACUAUACAGUGUAUUCCAGAUGGAUGUUCUCCUCAGCCAAGAUGCAUGGAAGCAAGUGAGACCUGUUUAGCACCACAGUUGCUCCAUGGCCGCUACUCUACAGCCCAGAAAGUUUUCAAGCUGAAUGAAGUACUCCAAUAUGAAUGUGAUGAUGGAUACCAGUCGGCAGGAGGCAACACAGUGUUCGAAGUACGAUGUGGGCCUGAAGGAUGGCUCUUUACUCCAAAAUGUACUAAAACUGGAUGUUCAACACUGAAUCCUGUAGAACAUGGAGGUCUCCAUCCCAGGAAGGGAAGCUACAAAGAAGGAGAUGUGGUUCAGUUUUUCUGUGUGGAGGAUUAUUCUUUAAGAGGUUCAGAGUUAAUUCAGUGCUAUUACUUUGGCUGGUACCCAGAGCCUCCAGUAUGUGAAGCAAGAAGAAACAAGUGUCCUCCUCCCCCUCAACCUCCUAAUGCCAAAUUACUGUCCAGUUUAAGACCAUACCAACAUGGGGAUGUGGUGCGUUUGGAAUGUGAGCCUCAUUUUCAAAUCAGAGGAGCUGCAGAAGUACGGUGUGAGCAUGGCAAAUGGACUUCACCUCCCAAAUGCACGGAUGUGGGCAGAGAAACAAGCAGUGCUGGUAGUGCCAGUUUGAAAACUGAUGGGAGCUGUGGAUCUCCACCUCCUGUGGAAAAUGGUUUCAUUCUUGGUUUGUUGCUGACAAGCUACGAAACUGGCUUCUCAGUGGAAUAUCAGUGUUUCAGGUAUCACUUGUUAAAAGGAUCUGGUACAGUUCGUUGUGAGCAGGGGAACUGGACAGAGCCACCAGUUUGUUUAGGUAUGUCUCGUAGAUCUGGAGGAAGUAGGGACUAUCGCAUACCAUUAUGGGUGGCUACCAACUCUUCCUGUGGGAGAAUUUUGUUGCAGCACUUGGAAACUCUCCCCAAAAAGCCAAAGUCCUCAGCUAAAUGGAUCCAAUUUGAGGCCAUUAGACUUUCCAAACAGGAGACAAAUGCAGGAGGGCAUGCAGCAGAUGAUUGCCUAGUUGUAGCCCAUUCACGGGAAUGCCUUAAGGCACAUUUGGGUAUAAUUCUCGCCACCUGUGCCAGUUUGGGCCUAGUGAUCAAUUUGGACAAGUUCCAGCUAGAACCUUCCAGCCACGUUCCCUUCACUGGCGUGUCCUUAGAUUACUUUCAAGAGAGAGCCUUUUUACCCUUGGAUAGGGACCCUAAUGAAAACUGUGGGUCCCCGCCAGUUGUAGAGAAUGGAGUUGCUGUGGAAUCAUUGACAACGGACUCUGCUUAUCACUUAACAAUAACAUACAGUUGCCAUGAAUACCAUGUUUUGCAAGGCUUUAUGACAGUGUCCUGUUUAAAUGGCCAGUGGACUACCCCACCAGUUUGCAUAGAGCCAUGUAUCUUAUCAAAGAAUGAGAUGGAAGAAAAGAAUUUGGGUCUGGUAUGGAGUUAUGACUUUCGACCAAUUCUCCAUGGAGAAUUCAUUCAGUUUAUCUGCAAACCUGGCUAUUUUAGUCCAUCAAAUUUACCAUCCGAUUUCAGAGUAAAGUGUUGGAACGGACAGCUGUCGUAUCCAGUAUGCAUUGUGAGGAGCAGAUGGACGCUUGGCUACUAUGUCCUGUAA
Messenger RNA from Gekko japonicus, 1848 nucleotides. Its product is annotated as coagulation factor XIII B chain-like. Lineage: Eukaryota; Metazoa; Chordata; Lepidosauria; Squamata; Gekkonidae. The record is from RefSeq and is a predicted model, not a curated record.